AUGGCAGAUUAUGGAACCAGAGCCCAUGCUUACAUAUGUUUAUUCAUUUGUUUCUUUUUACUAUUGUUGUUAAGUCAAUUAUCUAAAGAGGGCAAUGAUACAUCUCCCCCCAAAAAGUUACUUUCUAAAAUUAUUUCGAACUACUCGCCAGUUUUCUUAGGUGCAGAUUUAUCAAGAAUAACUAAUGAUGAAGCAUUAGCUCUUAAAAAAUUAGUUCAACUUGGUAAAUUAAUUGAUAGACUUUAUCUUCGCCAAAAAUGGAAAGGCAAUUUAGAUACGUUGGAAUAUCUUAGAAGUGAAAGUCCACGUACGGAUAAUGAACUACUAUUUUUUAAUAUGAUGAAAGGUCCGUGGGAUCGAGUUCAUGGUUUAGUUUUAGACGAUCCACCAAAUCUACCAGUUCAUAAACCAUUAGGGGGCAAUUUUUAUCCAGAAGAUAUGACUAAAGAAGAAUUUGAAUAUUGGUGUGAGAACAAGUUGGAUUCUGAACAAAGGGAAUUAGCAAAAGGAUUUUAUCAUGUGAUUAAAAGAAACGAAUCAACGAAAGAAUUAUAUUUAAAGCCUUAUUCUGAGGAAUAUAAAGAUAUAUUGGUUGAUGCUUCUACUUUGUUAAAAGAUUCUGCUAUGUUAUUGAAUGACAAGUCUUUGGUUAGGUUUUUGUUAACAAGGGCCGAUGCAUUUUUAUCCAACAACUAUUUGGAGAGUGAAAUUAAUUGGUUGAAUGUUAGCAAAGAGAGUAAAUUUGAAAUAACGAUUGGGCCAUAA
Messenger RNA from Entrophospora sp. SA101, 765 nucleotides. The record is from the annotation of a GenBank genome assembly. Lineage: Eukaryota; Fungi; Glomeromycota; Glomeromycetes; Entrophosporales; Entrophosporaceae.